GCCAGAUUUUUUUACAACUGCUUAAGAAAAUUUAAUUUAGAAAAAAAAAUAGAAGGCAUAACUGUUGACAACGCGUCUGCAAACACCAAAUUUAUGAAUGAAUUGGGAGUGCAAGAUUUGAUGAAAACCCUAGCUAUACAAAAUGAAAAUGAAAGUGAUGAUGAAAUGGCGGAUAGCUCGAAUGAAGAAGAAAAUGAGCAAAGUGAAGAUGUCAUUAUGAAAAACUGUUUAGAAGAGGUAAACAACUCAAGCACUGCGUUAAUGAAACUACGUUCUAUUUUUUGCAAAAUCAAAAGAAGUGAAAUGUUGAAAAAUAGAUUUAAUUUGACAUGUGAAAUAGUAGGUGUAUCCACAACCGUAAGUCCUAUUUUAGAUUGUCCAACUCGAUGGAACUCAACUCAUGAUAUGCUAGGGGUAACUUUGAAGUUGAAAAAGGGAAUUGUUACACUAUGCAACAAUGUGCCAGAAUUGACCGAUUUUCAAAUUUCAGAGGAUAAAUGGAUAAUAUUUGAAAAAGUAUACAAGUUUUUAAUUAAUUUUAGGUCAUUUUAACU
Messenger RNA from Daktulosphaira vitifoliae (grape phylloxera), 554 nucleotides. RefSeq lists its product as uncharacterized. The coding region runs from base 94 to 552 and encodes 152 amino acids. The record is from RefSeq and is a predicted model, not a curated record. The transcript is spliced from 2 exons. Lineage: Eukaryota; Metazoa; Arthropoda; Insecta; Hemiptera; Phylloxeridae.